Messenger RNA from Saccoglossus kowalevskii, 2241 nucleotides. RefSeq lists its product as uncharacterized. NCBI's taxonomy places the organism in Eukaryota, Metazoa, Hemichordata, Enteropneusta, Harrimaniidae. The record is from RefSeq and is a predicted model, not a curated record.
AUACUAUACCGAGGGCUCAGAGUUCAUUUUAUCUGCAUCGGGUUUAGUGUGUGUUUGGAAAGGUCCUACGACCCAUCGCAAUCUAAAAGGAGAUACACUGAUGUUAAACACUUUCAACGACACCUUGGAACACUGUGGGACAAUGGCGUUCAACUCGAGGCAAAUAUUAUCGUAGCAAUACGUAGACCAUAAACAGCAAUGUUUAUGUUACAUGUCACUAUAUUCUUUGUGAUUCGAAUCGUCGAUCAUAACGUAAUCGGAUGUGAACACUACACGGUAAAAGGGUCAUCAUCAUACGAUUCUGGCAACAUAUCGUCGCCACAGUUUCCUGCUGCAUUUCCGGAUGGACCAUACAUAUGUACAUAUACCAUAAGUCACAGUGCUGGCGGAAUCGUGGCUUUACAGUUUCAUGAUUUUAUAACACAGGGACAAAUUAAUCACGAUUAUCAAUGUUCAGAGGAAAUCUACAUAUACGAAGAUUCCAGGAAGAACGCAAAGCACUUUUGUUCACAACUCCCGAUAAUAUUUACGUCGACUUCAUCGACUGUUAUUGUGGAAUUCAACGUAAAACAGAAAAAUGAUUACAAAGUUUCUGGAUUUAAAGCGACUUUCAACUUUCUGAAUAACACAAAUAUUGCACACAGCAAAUCAAACGCUUCAAGUGUACACACUCUAAACGAAGAUUACAGUCCGCAGUAUUCGUACACCAAAGGAGGAUAUAUAGACUUUUAUAAAGAUCCGUUUGGGGGAAUUCAACGUCUCGCGAUAAGAACAAAUAACAUUUACAUAUGGGUGAUUCGCGCUUUAGAAGAUCACGUGGUCAGCUUUUUGGUCACGGAUUUAGUCAUUCUUGGAAUUGAAGUCCAUCCAGCAGAUUCAGUUAUCGUUGUACGUGAUGGUUUCACUUCCGAGGGAAAUACAAUUGGAAUGAAGAAAUACCGUUCGAAUGACGAAGAAACAUAUUUUUAUAGAAUAGACUCGUCUACUGAGGGACUUCAUAUCACCAUGGAUACAAGUUCUUUGCAAACGAGACGAUUUGUUGCGAAGUAUACAUCAGUAAAGAGAAAACUAGAGACUGAAAUUUGCCCUGAAGGAUAUCACAGUUGUCUUGGCAACCGUUGUAUUGGACAAACGGCCCUGUGUGAAGAUAGACGAUUUUGUGGGGAAAAAGGAAGAAAGGUCGACAUUCUUUGUGGCAACGAAGAUGGAGGCUUUUGUAAGAACGAUGGAGAUUGUAAAAAUGCAGGACAUUGCUUCGGAACGGGGAGUUACUGUUUCUGUAGACCGGGUUUCGGCGGAGAUUACUGCGAAUACAAUUUGUUGGAUUGUGUACCUAGUUGUAUGAAUGGUGGUGUUUGUAAUAGUGGGGCUUGUGAAUGUCCGAAGAAUUAUUCUGGACGUCGAUGUGAAGUCGCUAUUAUAAUAAUUACGGAGUAUUCAUGGGUUGGUUUCUUCGUGGGAAGUCUCACAUAUGUUGUAAUUACUGUAACUGUGGUGGCGGUGAUUACUAGGAAGGUUAUCAAAUAUAAACGAAUACAGAGACAAGGUAAUACUGCAUCGAGAAGUGAAACUGGACAGGAGCUUCGGCCUUUAACAGAAGUAAGUGCGACGGAGAUCGCAGAAGGGGCUCAGCAUGGACCAUUUGUGGAAGGAGAAGUGUGACUUUAAACGUCGUUAAAGGAAAGGUCAUCACCUAGAUGCGAUUUGUUAUUGAGUAAAACGUAAUAUAUUUGCAGCAGGUAAUACCGAGAUAUUGAUAACUGAAUUUGAGGAAGUAAUGGACGUGGUGCUAAGACCAUUUUAAUUAAUUAUAUUUUAAUUUGGUCUACAAUCCUAUAUGAAAACACAAAUAUAAUUCAAGUUAUAUCGUGCUUGUCUUCUGUAAUAGUAUACAGUAUUUACACGCAUUUUUGCCAAUAGAUUUUAUCUGCUGCGCUCUUAAAUGCGACAUGUGUCAAAUAUAUAGGAGGUCUAUAUUUUUUAUUUUAUAUACGUGACUGCAAUUAUUACUAUUUGCGUGUGCCGGAGACUUCCCUUAAUUCAUACUGCUGAUAUAUCAUUGCAACACUAGUAUUACACCCAAAUGGCCAGCCUGAGUGUGUAAGGCAAUGAUCGUUAUAUGUACCCUGGUCACUAACAAGUUAUUAAUAGUCAAUGUUGGUUUUCUGUGAUUAUGUUGUCAUAUACACAUAGUUGAACUCAUUGUUGAAAUAACGAAUAAAUGUUUAUCGUUGCACAUCA